Camellia sinensis is the source of this 1342-nucleotide messenger RNA. RefSeq names its product myb-related protein 306. The record is from RefSeq and is a predicted model, not a curated record. Gene Ontology annotation, biological process: response to auxin. NCBI's taxonomy places the organism in Eukaryota, Viridiplantae, Streptophyta, Magnoliopsida, Ericales, Theaceae.
UCAACAACGACCUUUGCAUAAGGGUAACACUAAGACCCUUGUCUCAGCUUUUCAUAAAGAAUAAAGCAAGCAAGAGAUAUAUAUAGAGAGUAGACUUUGAUUGAAGAAACACCACAAAGACACAAAUUUCACAAGAAAACAAAGGGGGAGGUGAUAUGGGUAGGUCACCAUGCUGUGAUAAAGUGGGAGUGAAGAAAGGACCGUGGACUCCUGAAGAAGAUAUCAUGUUAGUCUCUUAUGUUCAAGAACAUGGUCCUGGGAAUUGGAGGGCUGUUCCUACCAAUACAGGGUUGCGUAGAUGCAGUAAGAGUUGCAGGCUUCGAUGGGCUAAUUAUCUCAGGCCAGGGAUCAAGAGGGGUAGCUUCACAGAUCAUGAAGAGAAGAUCAUCAUCCAACUUCAAGCUCUUUUAGGCAACAAAUGGGCUGCCAUAGCUUCUUACUUACCCGAGAGAACCGACAAUGACAUUAAAAACUACUGGAAUACCCAUUUGAAGAAGAAGCUCAAGAAGCUUCAAGAGCAAGAAGCCUUUGAUGAUCAUCACUCUCAAGUUGGGUUUUCAACCUCACACUCAAUCUCUAGGGGUCAAUGGGAGAAAAAGCUACAAACUGAUAUCAACAAGGCCAAACAAGCCCUACAUGAAGCCUUGUCUUUGGAGAAACCAAGCCUGAUUGUACCUGAAUUGAAGCCCUCUAAUGGGUAUUACUCUUAUACUAAACCAACAACCCAAGGACCUACCUAUGCAUCAAGCACUGAGAACAUAGCUAGAUUGCUAAAAGGGUGGAUGAAAAAUUCACCAAAACAAGCUCAUGCAAACUCUUCAAGUACUCAGAAUUCUAUGUCUUGUGAAGAGACUUUAAGUGUUCCAAACAAUAGUGGUAUUGAUUUGUCUGAGGCAUUUGAAUCGCUGUUCGGUUUUGAGUCCUUGGACUCAUCAAAUUCUGAUUUUUCUCAAUCUAUGUCACCUGAGGCUAGUCUUCUUCAAGGGGAAAGUAAACCAGAUCUUGGUAUGCAUGUGCCAUUGUCAAUGCUUGAGAAUUGGUUGUUUGAUGAAGGUGUUGUUCAAGGGAUCAAAGAAGACUUGACUGACUUUUCAUUUGAUGAAAAUGCAGAAUUGUUUUAGAGAAAUUAAUUCUUAUUUUGGGCCCUUUUAAAAAAAAAAAACUCAAUUUGUAUCUUUUGUUGCUUUUUUGGUCUAGGCCUUGACAUGAAGAGUAAUUUUAUGGUCUGAUAAUUAUUUAAUUGUUAAGCAUUUUAGUGCUCAUGUAGCACUGUGAAAUGGCAAAUUGUUAAGCAAUAUGCAUUAUAUAUAUAUAAGAAUAAAAUUCCCUUUCUCUUGAUUUU